AGAGACCAGGGGCCACUUGGAUAACAGUGCGACUGUGUCCAGAGAUCUGUGGGCUGGUUCGGUGCGAAGCUGUGGUCUCAACCUAAGCAGUCAUGGGUCCUGUGCUGAUGCUGUUCGUGCUGAGCUUGUCCAGCCUGUCUCAGCCUGCAAGAGGGGGUAUCCUGGACGUUCUGGAUGAGCUCACGGAUGCUGUGUAUAGCUAUUAUGACUACACCGAGGAGCCCUCAGCGAGUAAAGAUUAUGACCUAAGCUGGCUGACUGAUCUGAUUGAUGAGACAAAUGAGUGUGACCCUAAUCCGUGCCUCAAUAAUGGCGUUUGUGACAAUUUGGCGGCUGGUGGAUACCAGUGCUCCUGUCAAAGACCAUAUAGUGGCAAACACUGCCAAACAUUGGUCGAUCCCUGUAAGGACGUCAAGUGCGGUCGCGGAGACUGUGUCCUCACACAGACGGCUCCUUUUUAUGAGUGCAAAUGCAAAGCCCCGUAUAGAGGACCGAGGUGCAGGAAAGCUGCAGCCUGCAUACCUGACCCCUGCCUGAACGGAGCAACCUGCAAGAAGGGACGAACCAGAAACAAGUUUGAGUGCAUCUGUCCCACUGGCUACAGUGGAAAGUUCUGCCAAGUCGGGCCCAACGACUGUUUUGUUGGGGACGGAGAGUCGUACCGAGGCUUUGUGAGUGAGACUGUGGACAAAGACCAGUGUCUGCCCUGGAACUCUCACCUUAUCCCCGGUUCUGGUGGUAACUUUAGUGACAGUGUUGAUGGACUGGGACCUCACAGCUACUGCAGAAAUCCUGAUGGAGAGAACGCUCCUUGGUGCUUCAUCAAAGUGAAGAACAAGCUUCGCUGGGAGUACUGCAAUGUCAAAGAGUGCACAGUCCGUCCCACCAUCCCAGUCAUCCAUGAGGGCACCGACCCUCCCAGCACGAAGGCUCCCCUGAGUCAGGAGUUUGCCCAAUGUGGGAAGCCUCAGCCUGGCCGCAUCGCUGCCAGGAUCUUUGGAGGGAAGAAGGCCAUGCUAGCCGCCCACCCUUGGCAGGUUUCCCUGCAGGUCAGGGCCCGGGGCUCAUCACAGCUCUACAGACACAGCUGUGGAGGCAUCCUGAUCGGGUCCUGCUGGGUUCUCACUGCAGCGCACUGCAUUAACCCGAUGGAGGAGAUGCAGGUGGAGUUGGGUGGCGUCACCCUGCACAAGAAAGAGGACUUUGAGCAGAUCAUCGCCGUGGAGAAGGCCCUCAUCCACGAGAAGUACAGAGAGAGCCCUGAUGCCCUUCAUAACGACGUGGCUCUGCUGAAACUGAAGGGUUCAAAGGGCCAGUGCGCCAGAGAGACCAGGUUUGUAAAGACAGCCUGCCUGCCCACCGGCCCCCUCGCAGACUCCACCGAGUGCUCCAUAUCAGGAUGGGGGAAGACCGAGACAGAGCAUUCCAGCUCCCAGCUGCUGACAGCCAAGGUGCGUCUGAUCUCCCAGCAGCGUUGCACAGCUCCUAAUGUGUAUGGCGCCAGGCUGGACGACAGCAUGAUCUGUGCCGGGAGCAUGCAAGGAGGGACAGACUCGUGCCAGGGUGAUUCUGGUGGUCCUCUGGUGUGCGAGAAGAAUGGGACCCACUAUGUGUACGGCGUAGUGAGCUGGGGGGACAGCUGUGGUGUCGAGAACAAGCCUGGAGUCUACGCCCGAGUCAACCACUUCAUCGACUGGAUCGCAACUAAAUUAUUGACAGACUUGUAGUGGCACAGAUCAAUGUGUGUGUCUGUGUGCACAUGUAAGUGUGUGUGUGUGUGUGUGGAUUCUGUGUGUGUGUGCACAUUGCAGCAGGGUUGCUGAAGCAGUUGCAGUUGAAAAACAUUUAUUUUCCUUUUGAAAGUUAUAACCAAACAUUUUCACUUUUGUCAAACACCAUGGCCUAUUGGCUGAGUUUCUAUAUCAUAAAGCUGAACCGGUCAGUCAUCCAAGUAAAAAUCACAUACAGUAUGUCUUCAAACACAAGGCCAUCCGUUUAAAAACUGCCACAAGGGGGCGCUAGACACUUUGCCAGAGCACAAGGCUGUGGUGUUUGAGACCACAAUGAUCGUCUUGCCUAAAGCCACUUUACAAGUACCUCCUAUCAUUUUAAAUAAUAAAAAAAAAAUGACAUUCA
Messenger RNA from Clupea harengus (Atlantic herring), 2136 nucleotides. Its product is annotated as factor VII-activating protease-like. The record is from RefSeq and is a predicted model, not a curated record. Gene Ontology annotation, molecular function: calcium ion binding; serine-type endopeptidase activity. NCBI's taxonomy places the organism in Eukaryota, Metazoa, Chordata, Actinopteri, Clupeiformes, Clupeidae. Gene Ontology annotation, biological process: blood coagulation; proteolysis.